Gymnodraco acuticeps is the source of this 3531-nucleotide messenger RNA. RefSeq names its product 4F2 cell-surface antigen heavy chain-like. The coding region runs from base 1463 to 3193 and encodes 576 amino acids. The transcript is spliced from 11 exons. Gene Ontology annotation, biological process: carbohydrate metabolic process; amino acid transport. NCBI's taxonomy places the organism in Eukaryota, Metazoa, Chordata, Actinopteri, Perciformes, Bathydraconidae. The record is from RefSeq and is a predicted model, not a curated record.
UCUCCGUUUAUUCCUUGGUCUCCGCUGUCUCCACGGUCUCUGUUGUCGUCGCGUAGUUGAUGUUGCAGCGGAAGAGAUGCUAGUUCUGAUGCUAAUUGAGAUGCUAGCUCGUCGAGCCUGCAGGACUGGCUUCUUGUCUGCACCGGACCCGGAUUCAGAUGGAUGUCUCCCGCUAACAAUAAGACCAAGACGAUCAUACUUCUUCGGUCUAGUUUGCCUGACGGGGACCACAGCACAGACAGCAGCUCCUUUCUGCCCAGACACUGGGCUCAGGCUGACACCUGGUGGCUUGAUCUAGCAGCAGCUCAGCAGCUCCAGGAGUCCACUGCCUGGCGCCUGGAGCUGAAAUCCUCCGUCUGUGUGGAUCAGAGGAGGUUGUUGCUGCCGUGACCGUCUGAGUGGAAGAACAGAAGACAUGUGGGUGUCCGUGUGCCUCCCCCACCCCCGCCUGCCUCUGUGGAAUGAAUGGAGGAGGAGGAGGGGUGAGUAGAUCUGGCUGUGUGACAUAAAAGCUCUCUGCAUAAAGUUCCCAUGUGCCCUAGCAGUUCCUCAACAGGUCAGACUGGACCUAACGUGGGUCAGAGCCGGUCCCGAGGAGUCUUUUAAGGUACCAGACUCACAGCAUUAGCAUUCAGACCUCCGUAUGCUGUGUUUUCUGCCCUUUUAAAGCCAUUUAAAGCCAGUGUUUUGCUCUUUUUCAGCUGUAUGUGUUCUGCUACCUCAAGACAAGGGUCUUCAUGCUCAGAGACCUAUAUUCACCCCUCAGAUACAGGUUAUUAUUGUGUUACUACGGUAGCACAUAUAAUAAAAUUGGAACGAUACAGAGAAGAUUAGCAUGGCCCCUGCGCAAGGAUGACACGCAAAUUCGUGAAGCGUUCUAUAUUGCCAUAUUUUAUCAUAUUUUAAUGAUUUUAUAUGAUUUUUCAAAGAUUUGGUUUAGGCGACACAGCGCCGCCCUGGCCGCUGGUGGUAUUGCAGCUGCAGAGUGGAGCCUCUCACGGCCCGUCACUGUGUUCAAAACUUUCCCUUCAAUCUAUUUAUCUCUUAAAACUACAACAAGACCUGAUCAAAUAUGGACUUUAGUGUCCUCGGGUGUAGAUAUAAGUGUUUCCUUUAGACUCAAAGGUUGAGGUUCACGUUUCUGCUCGCAAACUUCACUUAAUCUGGUUAUUUCUUACAUUUAUUUAUUUAAGUGUGUUGCAUCGUGUACACAUCUACUCGGAAAGGUAAAGCUAGGACUCUGUUUUCACAGGAAACAUGAAUGCGUUUUUCGCCUUCAAACUGAUAUUUUAAAUUGUGCGGUCAACACGAGUUCCCAUAUUUCCCACAGCGAUGAAUGCACCACCUGUCUGCAGUGUUACAGGCAGACAGACAUCACGACCACCUCUCAACGUGCAGCACUGGGAUUCACCGGGUUUUUACGUUAGAUUAAUUAACGGUAAAUUAACGGACAGUCGCCGAUAUGACCACGGAGGAGACGAACGUGGAUCUGAAGGAGGUGGAGACGAACGUGGAUCUGAAGGAGGUGGAGACCAAAGAUGAUGCUGAGCCGAAAGAGAAGGAGGAGGAUGAGGAUUGCGCUCCGGUCGCCGCGGAUGCUGAUGCGACGGAGGCCGAUGUGAGUGAAGCGGAUCUGGACCAGGAGGAGCAGGAGAAGCUACCGAUGACCUGGGGAGAAGGAGAGGGACACCGGGCCGUGGAGGCACCUUCUGCCGGGGGAGCAGAACCGGGAGCCACGGGUGAGAAGAACGGCUCCGUGAAGCUGAAGAUCCCCGAGGAGGAGACGGAGGAGGUGAAGUUCACCGGGCUGACUAAAGAAGAGCUGAUGAGGGUGGCUGGCACUCCGGGCUGGGUGCGGACCCGCUGGGCGCUGCUGGUGGUCUUCUGGCUGGGCUGGCUGGGCAUGCUGGGUGGAGCCGUGCUCAUCGUGCUGCAGGCGCCGCGCUGCAGAGACCUGCCCGCCAUCAACUGGUGGAACGAGGGUCCGCUGUACCAGGUGGGAGACAUCCAGGCCUUCAGCGACACCCGGGACCUGAAGGGCGUGGAGCAGAAGAUCGGCAGUCUGUCUCAGCUGAAGGUCCGGGGGCUGGUGCUCGGGCCGGUCCACGUCGCUCCGGCUGACGAUGCCAUGAGUCUGAGGUUCGAAGAGGUUUCCUCUGAGGCCGGGAGCCUGGAGCAGUUCAAGAGCCUCGUGCAGGCCGCGCACAAGAAGGGCAUCUCUGUGGUUCUGGAUCUGACUCCGAACUAUCAGGGAACAUCUGGACCGUGGUUCUCCAACACCAGUGUGACCAGCGUGGCCGAGAGACUCAAGUCUGCUCUGGUGUUCUGGAUGAAGGAAGGUGUGGACGGGGUGCAGCUGUCGGGGGUGGAGCGGGUCGCUGCCGUGGUGCCGACUCUGUGGGCCGACAUCCGAGCCAUCGUCCAGAACGGGACGGACGAGGGUCCCGACAAGAGGGUCCUGAUCGGCAUCACUGAGCAAUCCUCGGCUGAAGAGGUCUCCUCCCUCCUCUCCUCCUCCGGGGUGGACCUCCUCCUCUCGGGGGUCCUCCGCCCCCCCGCUGCAGACCCCUCUCAGUCCCUCCAGCUCCUCUACUCGUCCCACAGCCAGAGCCAGCUGGCCUGGAGCCUGGGGGGCCCGGCGGGGGGGCACCUGGCCUCUGUGGGGGGGGCGGCGCUGCUCAGGCUCCACCAGCUGCUGCUGCUCACCCUGCCCGGGACCCCCGUCUUUAACUACGGGGACGAGAUCGGCCUGAUGGACGAAGACACCAAGUUUCCCAGAAUGCUUUGGGACUCUGAAGAGGAGCUGAACGGGACUCUACAGGAGGAGCGAGUCGAGCGCCUGUCGCUCCGCAGAUUCUUCCAGACUCUGAGCGAGCUGCGAGUGAAGGAGCGCUCUCUGAUGUUCGGAGACUUCCUGCUGCUCUCUAACUCCUCCUCCUCCUCCUCCUCCUCCUCCUCCUCGCUGGCGUUCCUGCGUGUUUGGGAUCAGAGCGAGCGUUACGUGGCAGCCUUUAACUUCGCUGCAGCAGAGUCUGCGGUGCUGCAGCUGGUCGACGUGGCUCUUCCUCCGCAGGCGGUCGUUGUGCUGAGCACCAACAGCAGCGCUCUGCCCGGCGACAGCAGCGUGGACCUGAAGGAGCUGCGGCUCGGCCCCCAGCAGGCCGCGCUCCUCAGGUUUCCCUACACCGGGUAGACUUUAGAUCCAAUAUCUGUGUGUAGGUCCAGAAAACAUGAGGGUUAGAGCUCCAUUCAGACAGGAGGAGCCUCACCGUGCUCCCAUUUAGUUUCAUUUAUUCUUAAACCAUGAUGACACAAAAUCUCCCUUUUUAUAACUUAUUGAAAUUCAACACACAUCUGUGACCCGCUCUAUCGAAAUCAGUCGGAAGUCGCAACGGCUCAUUUCAAAAUAAACGUGGAUUUGCGUAAAAAACUAUUUUUUCGGGGUUCGGUGUUUUGUUUGAUUUUAAAUAAACAAAGUCUUGGCUUUCAGAAUAUGAAACUUUUAUUUCCAAAAUCACACGAUAAAUACAU